Messenger RNA from Populus euphratica (Euphrates poplar), 3137 nucleotides. RefSeq lists its product as uncharacterized. NCBI's taxonomy places the organism in Eukaryota, Viridiplantae, Streptophyta, Magnoliopsida, Malpighiales, Salicaceae. The transcript is spliced from 2 exons. The coding region runs from base 481 to 2961 and encodes 826 amino acids. The record is from RefSeq and is a predicted model, not a curated record.
AAAAAAACAGAUUGAACCGUAAUUGUAAGAGCAAAGGACAUGGAAAAGUGCAAGCAACUUCUCCAGCUGCAAUUAUACCCUUUAUAAAGGGUUUGUUAACUUUCUAGUCUUGCUUGCGAGAAAAAGAAGCUUUCGGCUGGUUUAGAUGGCCCAUGAGGAGACUUAUUGGUGAGGGACAACCGACUUUAAUAAGUCAUCACAUGACCAGAGAGGGAUAGUAGAGUGGACAACCCUUGCCGGCAAAGUUUUAUAGCUGAGCAAAACUUCCCAGGAAAAACUGCAUAAACAGAGAGCAACUUUUAACGUUUCUCUACAUUUUCACAAAUUAAACGUGCUCCCUAAGCUAGUUUUUCUCUUCGUUUUAUAAGCAUAGUUUCUCUUCUUUUUUCUUGCACAAACACCGUAGUCCAAGAAUCAAGCCACUCUAGCAUUUCCAAAGGCAAGUUCUGCACAACUGAAGGUUGGUCUCAUCCGGUGAGUAUGAAUCGUGGCGUAUCGGAAGAAGAUGGCAGCAUUCGUUUUCCGGUUGACGAGCUUCGCAGGCUUGGCGAAACCUAUGGCUCUGCAACCAUUUUUGAGCCUCAGAGUGAUAUAGGAAAGAGAGACAGUAGCACUGGAAAUUCUGUUUCUCCAACAUUACCUGCACCGGAGAAGAAACUCACACUCUUUGCUCUUCGCCUUGCCAUUUUUGAGAAGGCAGCUACUUGCCUGGGAACCCUCGGGUUCAUCUGGGCAACAGUUGUUCUUCUCGGAGGGUUUGCGAUUACUUUGGAUAAAACAGAUUUCUGGUUUAUCACCAUUAUUCUGUUGAUUGAAGGGACUCGAAUAUACAGCAGGAGCCAUGAGCUUGAAUGGCAACACCAAGCCACCUGGUCAGUUACUGAUGCCGGGAUUAACAGUUUCCGGGCAUUGAGAUCCAGCUCCCACUUCAUUGUUGAAACUGUGAAAGCACUUUUUAGGCCAAUAACACGGGUUCAAAAGCAUAGUCUGCAUACCAGAGAAAUAAGGAAAAAUCCUGAUGCAGAAAUCUCUGGGAACUGGGGAGUCCAGAGGAAGCUAACUCGGACAUGGACAAGUUCAGAUGUUCCUAUUCUACCAUAUGCUCAAUGGUUUUUUCUUUCAAGAAAUGUCAGCAAGCUUCUCUAUUGGCUCCAGCUUGCAUCUGCAUCAGCCUGUGUGGUUUUAUCAUUGAUGAAACUCAUCAAACAUAACUAUGGUGAGGUUGAGAAAGGGGAUAAUGACAAGAGGAACCGACAAUCCGCACUGAAUAUUUUCUAUUCUUUGGCUUUGGCAGAAGCUCUGUUGUUUCUGAUGGAGAGAGCUUACUGGGAGUGGAAGGCAAGCUACUGUAAACUGCUGGAAGAGGUGAGCAAAGAGUGUGAUUUGGGGCUUUCAGGCAUGGUUUCGAUCAGAAGGUUCUUCUACGAUGCCUACUCUAGGUGUCUUGAGGGCAGUAUCUUUGAUGGCCUAAAAAUGAACAUGGUUACUUUUGCUAUGGAUCUAUUGGCUUCCAAUUCCCCUGAUGAACAGCUCAUUGGAGCUAGAAUUCUUCGUCAAUUUGUGAUGAAUCCUCAGUUUUCUGAUGAAACUCUCAAAAACAUUGGGACAAAUAUAUCAAUGAUAGACCGAUUAGUGGAGGUAUUGAACUGGAAAGACCCGCAGGAAGAAGAGAUCAGGAGGUCAGCUGCAGAGAUACUAUCAAAACUAGCCGGCAAGAAGCAAAACUCCCUACGGGUUGCUGGAAUACCUGGCGCAUUGAAGUCAAUUUCAUCUCUGCUACAAACCAAUAGAAGUUGCAGCACCACAGCCGAUGAAAUUGGUGAAAAGACAAUCAUCUGUGAUCAUGCACAUUAUGGAUUCUGGACAUUUAAUCAUUUAGGACUUCUUAUCCUGAAGAAGCUCGCUCGUGACCAUGAUAACUGUGGGAAGAUAGGAAAUACGAGGGGCCUCCUACCGAAAAUCAUUGAUUUCACACACGUAGAAGAGAGGUUGCUGAAAGAUGAAAAUGUAACAUCAUCUCAGAUUUUGACAGUGAAACGUUCUCUGCAACUGGUGAAGAUGCUGGCAAGCACAACAGGCACAACAGGUAAUAAUCUUCGAAGAGAAAUCUCAGAGAUAGUUUUCACCAUCAGCAAUAUUAGAGAUAUUCUACGGCAUGGCGAAAAACACCCAAUGCUUCAAAAACUCAGCAUAGAGAUAUUAACCAGUCUUGCACUAGAAGAGGAUGCAAAGGAGAGGAUUGGGGGCACGGGUGGAGUUCUUAAGGAGUUAUUCAACAUUUUCUUCAGCCAAGGAAUUCCUGAAAAUCAGAAUCAUGCAAGAAUAGCUGCAGGAGAUGCUCUAGCAAUGCUAGCCUUGGAAAGCAGAAGGAAUUGUCUUCGCAUGUUGAAAUUAAAAGUACUGGAAAGGCUAGUUAGUGCACUGGAGGUCCCAUUGCUCAGGGUAAAUGCUGCAAGAAUUCUACGGAACUUGUGCACCUAUAGCGGAGUAGAUUGCUUCGACCAGUUGAAGGGCGUAGCAGCCGCUGUACCCACGGUGCUGGAGGCAGUUAUGUCUGAAGAGAACAAACUACAAGAAGUAAUGGUAGGACUCGCGGCCGAAGCUUUUAAAUUCAUGACUCCUCAAGAAUCCAACAUCAUGUUUGAAAGAACUGGUAUAAAAGAGGCUGAACUAGCCAACAAAAUACUCCAGAUUCUCAGAAAGUACGAAAAUACACCAGUCAAGGUUCCAAGAAUGAGAAGGUUUUCCAUAGAGUUGGCGAUUUGGAUGAUGCGGAACAACUCGGCUAAUGUACUUACUUUCAAGGACCUGGGGUUGGAGAAGGAAUUGGAGGGGGUUUUAGAAUCCACGGCUGAGGUUGAAAGCUUCAACAUAUUCUCUGGCACUUCUGGGCUGAGUCGCCACAGCACAACUAUUCACUCACUAGUUGAAACUGCAUUGCAGUUGCUGGAAGACAGGUAAAAUUGUGCAGCAGAAAGUUCCAAACAAGUUGUCGUGUGAAUAUGAAUGCGCCUAGUUAUAGGAGAUUCUUUUUUCUCUACAUAUUUAUGCAUUUGUAUAUGUUUUGCAAAUAAAGAAUCAAGUUAAUGAUCUUUACCGACAAGAUUCUAUGUGGGAUCAUGCUGCAGUUUGUAGAA